AUGCCCCCACGGAAAGUGAAAGCUAAAGUAGCAAAACCCACAUUUGAAAGGUUACUCGAUACACCAAAAAAAUUUGGAGCCCAUGUUGGUAUGGGAGGGGGAGUUUAUAAUGCCGUUACUAAUGCUGCAGCAUUAGGUUGCAAUUCGUUUGCUUUGUUUCUAAAAUCUCCAAGAAGAUGGGAAUCACCUCAAAUUUCUCCCGAAGAUGCUAAAAAGUUCAAAGAUUUGUGCAGGCAACACAACUAUAAUCCUCGAACGGAUGUUCUUCCUCAUGGCUCAUACUUUAUCAACAUGGCCAACCCAGACGAGGAAAAAUUAGCCAAGUCUUUUGAUUGCUUGCUUGAUGAUUUGAAAAGGUGUGAACAACUUGAUAUCGGAUUGUAUAAUUUCCAUCCUGGCUCAUCUUUGGGGGAAGGCACUACGAAGAUCAAGGAUGAAAAUGGCGUUGAGGCUAGCGCUGCUGUAAGAAGACUAGCGACUGGAUUAAAUAAGGCAGUUAAGGAAACAGAAUUUGUCCGGAUAGUCGUAGAAAAUAUGGCUGGACACGGUAGUUACGUAUGUGGUAAUCUUGACGAUUUCCACGAUCUGUUUCAAUUACUGGACGAUCCAUCCCGUGUCGGCAUUUGCAUUGAUACUUGUCACUCCUUUGCAGCUGGCUACGAUUUAAGUAAUGAAGAGGGCUGGAACAAAUUUUGGAAUGAGUUUGAGGAAAAAAUUGGACUGGAACAUUUGGCUUCUGUUCAUAUAAAUGACUCAAUGGCUCCAAUUGGUGCAAAUCGAGAUCUACAUCAAAAAUUAGGAUGGGGUUUUUUAACUCUAGAAUGUUUUAGAUUAUUAUCAAGUGAUAAACGUUUGGACAACAUUCCGCUGAUUUUGGAGACUCCUGUUGAUGCUAAAGACGAUAGUUCAUAUGGGGAGGAAAUCAAACUGCUAGAAUGGUUAGUGGGGAAGUCUAAAGAUGAUCAGGAUUAUAUUAAUAGAUUUGAAGAACUACAACAGUUAGGCCAGAAAAAUCGCCAAGAACAAGCUGAAAAGUUUGAGAAAAAGCAGAACACCAAACGGAAGGCUGCAAGUAAAGAUAUUGCAAGUAUGAUGAAAUCGGCAAAGAAGGUGAAGACCGAGGAUAAUGAUGGUGAAGCGGGCAUCUGUCAACAUUAG
Pichia kudriavzevii is the source of this 1158-nucleotide messenger RNA. RefSeq lists its product as uncharacterized. Gene Ontology annotation, biological process: base-excision repair. Gene Ontology annotation, cellular component: nucleus; mitochondrion. The record is from RefSeq and is a predicted model, not a curated record. Gene Ontology annotation, molecular function: zinc ion binding; phosphoric diester hydrolase activity; DNA-(apurinic or apyrimidinic site) endonuclease activity. NCBI's taxonomy places the organism in Eukaryota, Fungi, Ascomycota, Pichiomycetes, Pichiales, Pichiaceae. The coding region runs from base 1 to 1158 and encodes 385 amino acids. The transcript has a single exon.